CUUAGAUUUAAUUCAACUUCUUCUAAUGUAAUAAAAAUAAAUAGUCAAAGUAAUUGACGAAUGCAAUAUGAUUUAUUAAGUUAACAAAUUAUUAAUUAUUUAUAUUAGAUAAAUUGUGGAAAUUGUUUUACAAUCUCGAUAUUUAUGAUAUUUAUAAAAGAAAUCAGAAAAAGAUCAAAGAAUAAGAAACUUAAAUAAUAUUUUACAGCAUUGUUUUUAUGCGAAACGUCACUAAUAUUUAUAAUUAUCAAAGAACGUAUUUUAGUAAACAAAUAUCAAAUGAAUAGGUUAGAUCUACUACCUGUAGAUACGAUAUUUUUUAUAGUUACUUUGAUCCCUGACUACGUCACAUUGGUAAUCGUUCUUUCAGUAUUUUUCAAACAAACUAAAAAAUAUCUUUGCUAUUAAUCAUUGUCAGUCGAUAGUGUUUAAUCGAAACAAAUAAUUUUACACACGUGUACAUCAUCUAUUAAUUGAAAAAUGUCACAUAAACUUUGAUUACUAUCUACUACAGCUCGGGAAGUCAGAAAGAUAAAAAAAAUUCAGGAAUAGUGAGUUUUCAUCUAGUGAUUUUCGUACGGUUUCGUUAGUAACACUGCGCCAUGUUUACACGCGCGAACCUCUCGCUUCUUUGAACGUAACGCGCACGAUGCCGAAAAUCCGUGCGACGUUAAAUACAUCGCUUUCACAAUCGUGCGCCUAGAUUCGUAAGAAGCGGGGAGGGCAAGAAUUCGAUGUUCGUCGGUGAGACCUCGAGUCGCAUUAAUCGCCUGAUACGGUCUGAAAUCCGCUGGUUCGCUCGCGUCGUGUGUCAAUUCCAUCGGAACGUGUGCAGGCGCGUGACUAGCUUUUAACAGUGACGUUCGUCGGUUCAUGACGUUUGCACAACGAACGUCCGCGCUACGAACGCAAUUUCCACAGACAAUAACGCUCGCAGCGAACGUUCGGGCGAAACAUCGGCCUGCUGGUGUUCGACAACUCUUGCUGAUCGAUAAAUCUCGCGGACCGUGACAAAACGUCGACGUCGUUCGCUGUGGAUUUUCCCGUUUACGUGGGCCAACCAGCCAGAAACAAACGAAGGCUGCCCCCGAGGAGAGACAGAGACGGGAGACAGCAAGCAAGAAGGAGAGGUGCUGAUUCGCGGGACGGGAAAGAGUCGGAGAAAGAAGGCAAGACGUGCGUAGCAAGAGAGAGAGAGAGGGCACUCUCAGUGCCGGAGCUUUAUCUUUAUUAUGCGCCGCUGAGUGAAUUGUCAAGUGAAAUCAGAAAUGGCUGCCAACGAGCAACAACGCAAGGAAUCACGAGAAUUAAGAGAACCAGCCCAUCAUGCAAGGAGACCAAUGAAUGCUUUUCUUAUUUUUUGUAAACGACACCGUGGUUCAGUGCGAUCUGGUUUCCCACAUUUGGAAAAUCGAGCAGUUACUAGGGUUCUUGGAGAAUGGUGGGCCACCCUUCAUCCAGAUCAGAAACGUUCUUAUACAAACUUAGCACAGGAGUACAAAGAUGCAUUCUUAAAUGCAAAUCCUGACUUUAAAUGGUACAAAUUGCCAGCACCUCCUUUACGUACUUUGAAUACUAGGCCUACAAACAAAAAGGCAGAAACAAAUCCUAAUGAGCAACUAGCAGAAAAUGUAAAAUCUGAGAACAAGUCUUCCGAUUAUUCAAAAUCUGACAAGCGAGAUGGACAAUCAAUUCAACCAGGAAAAUUAGCUGAUGAAUCCCAAAUUGGUGGCCUCAGUUCAUUAUUCACACCUCAGAAAACACAAGCAACAGAUGAACAAGUGACUGUUAAUGAUUCUGUGAUUGAAAAUGAUACUGAAGUUCCAAAACCUCCUAAGAAACGAUAUUUAGAAGUACCUUUUUCACCUGAUAAUAAGAGAGAAUGCAAAGCUGAUCUUUUUGAUGCAAAAAAGAGAAGAAAAUCUGAAUCAAAUAAUAAUGUGCAUCAAUGUGUAAGCAAUCUUUUUAAUCAGGACACAGAAGAUGAGAAAAUAGAAAUAAAUAAUUUUAUAACUACAAACAUGCCUUCAGAAGAAAGUAAUUUUAGAAGUGAACGAACAUGCAAAGGUUUGCGUUAUCAAAAGUUCCUUGCUGAACAAAUGAAAAAUGUUGGUGUAUCAGGACAGCAGCCUAAGAGAAGAAGACAAACUGGAAAUCGUAGCAAUGAUGGUCAAGUAAACGAAAGAAGAAAUUCUAUUUCUUCAAAUGUUAGUGAGAAAACAGAUUCCUUAAGUAGUGAAGGUGGAAAUAGCUCUCGCGGUGAAUUAGAGCAUCUUGUUGAAAGUGCUGAGGGAAAUAUAGAAGCGUCAAAGCCAGAAGAGACAGAAACUGAAGGCACAGAAGGACAAGUUGAUUUUGGACCAUGGACUGCAAGAAAAAGGUUUCGAGCUGAGGAUUUUAAUUUAGAAAAGAAAAUUGAAGCCUUACCAUCUUUAAGUUUAGAAGAAUUUCAGGAAAAGAAGAAACAACAACGUACGAAAAAGAAAAAGAUUGUACAAAAAUUAACAUCAACUACGAAUAACAAAAGGCAUCAGAAUAAUUUUGAUACCAAUGAUCAAGUAAACAAUCAAAACAAUGCAAAAAUAUCUCAAACAGAACGUGAAAAUUCAGAAGAUGCUGAGAAACUUCUAGUUGGAAGUCAAAAAAGGAAAGCACGAAAACAGAGCAUUACACGCAACGCGGCAGCUAUAAACGAUUCAAAGCAAGUUGAAAUUGAGGAACCCAACAAACCGUGGUGUGCAUCGCCGGACUUAGAAGCACUGGCAUGUCUUGCAGCAGUUGCCGCCAACAGAACAAAACUUACCAAAAAUAAUACAUAAGAAAUAUUUUUCAUAUUUAACAGUCAUUUAUGACGUAAACUUGUAUUAAGUAAACCAAAAUCUCUUAUUCAUUUAUUUCUUAAUACAAUUUCUUAUUAGCUGAAUUUAUUGAAAUAUAAUUACUUUGAUUGCUGUUAAAAAAAAAAGAAUUAAUAACGUUUCCAAUUUAUCAGAAAUAUACUACGUUAUUAUUGUUAAUAUCUAUGUCGUUAAUCGCUGUUAAUAUGAAUAUUAAUACUGUGACUGCUAUAAUUAUUUUGUCAGUCAACAUGUAAAAAUAUUUCUUUUAUGUUGCAUAAAUGUCCCACAAAUGUGGUUUAUGGAAUAUAGUUUCUUGUAUAGUUUGUUAAUGAAUAAUCUUGUUACUAUUACAUAUUGAAGAAAGAUUCUAGUUUUCACUUUGCGUUGCGUGUAAUUAUUAAAAUAUUACGUUAAGCAUACUUGUUAAUAAAUACCUGCAGUGCAGAUGAUAGCCAUUCUACCUAACUUGAAACAAAAAAUGCCCGCAUAUUGAUAUCCAUUGGGAAAUUUGUGCAACCUCCAACAAAGGAUGAGUCAUAGUCAUAUAGGACCUGAUUAGGUAAAUAUUCAGUGAAGGAAAGGAAAGGUGCAUGGAAUAAAAAGAAUGUUAGUAAGAGUGUAUUAUGUGACGAUAUUGGUAAAGCAAGGAUUUGUGAUCUUGCAAAAUAAUUUUUCUAUUGUAAAAUAUCAUAAAUACGAUCAGGAAGGAACAGCAACAAAAUCGUGAACCUUAACGAAGCCGAUGAGCAGGGCAUUUUAUCAUAUCUAUGUGUAGUAACUAUAACACGUAAUAACUGCAAAGUCACUGUUUUUCGGUUACUAUUUUUGUUAUUACCAUCGGCGUACAUUUUAUCUAUAUUUCAUUAUGUUCUGUAAACAUUUUAUGUACAUAGAAAUAGGUGCAGUAUUAUGGAAGAUAUCCUUCAUGAUCUGAAUAUCAAAAAAGGAUAUAAUCAAAAUAUAUAUGUAUAAAUAUAUAUAU
Molecule: messenger RNA, 3822 nt
Organism: Heterotrigona itama
Lineage: Eukaryota; Metazoa; Arthropoda; Insecta; Hymenoptera; Apidae
Source: the annotation of a GenBank genome assembly